AAUGGUGUAGACUCUGACUCUAGAGGAACCUGUCCUGUGUAUUCGUGAGUACGAAACAUGUGCGCAAAUGAAUACCCUUCAUUCGUAAAUGACCUCACUUUUUCCUCGUGAGCACCUUCCAUAUUCGAUUUCAUACACAUACAUACAUAUCUUACCAGCAUCAAUAUUAUCGGUGCGACAAGGAGGACAAGCACAAAGCAUAGUACCUUGCAUUAAUAUUCACAUCAGUCUGAUUCAUCCAUUCAUCUUAUCAAAUCAGAUCAGAUCCCAUCCGAUUAGCCAUCCGAUCAGAUAUCUCCACACUAGUAUACUACAGUAGUACCAAACUCUAUCAGCAAUCAUACCAUGGAACGCGUCCGUAGACUCUCCGGAGCCUUCCUCCACGCAGUCGGCAACGUAUUUUCCGAACCUCAUCCCCUUACCGACGUGUCCCUCAAUCCCGCCCAAGCAGACGCUCUCAUCAAAUAUCAACGUCAACUCCUGCAUCCCAUGUAUCUUGGCGAGCGAGCAUUUUCCAUAACCGAAAUCGUCGAUUCCGAGACCUCUAGUAUUGAAGUUCAAAAAGCCCUUAUUGAUCACGAUAUCAUACUAGGAGCACCCGCUACUUCUGCACCUGCUCUGCUGGCUCCGAGAUAUACCAUGGAAGAUGAAAUUCCUGUCAAAAUAGCAGCUAUUACGAAGAAUUUUCCCCAGCAACUUACUUCUACGGGUCUUUCUAUAAGUAGUCAGAAAUUAGUCGUUGCGCUUUUGUGUUUUUGGUCGGAGGAAUGGAAGAGGUGGUCUCGAUUGGAGAGGGAAGAGAGAGAUCUUACGGAACAGAUUGAAGUUGCCAGACGCGUGGAUAAUACCAGGGCAAUUGGGUUCUUUUCUCCACAGUUGACUAAAGUGCAGAGGAAGAAAAGAUUAUUGUGGAGCGAACGAGAGGAAAAUAGGGAAAUGGUGGGAAGUUCGAGUAGUAAUGUAAGAUCACCCGGCUCGAGUGGAACUAGAGAUCGUGAGGAGCUUCCUGUGUCUGAUGCUGCGAGUAAUAAUGAUCAGUUGCCGAGUUAUGGCGAUUCGACUAAUUCGAUUCAGAUUGCUACUGGAGGUGCAGCGAGAGUGAGUAGUGGUGGCGUGGAUGAAUUGCCGCGUUAUGGGGAUUGGACUUCGGAACGUGGUGUUAAUGAUAAUGAUGACGGUGUUGAGCAAUCUCAUGAGAAUAUUGCGAUUGAGGAGUCGCAGUCGCGGGGUAGUGAAGAGGUUAAUAAAUUACCGAGUUAGCGGAAUUUAUGAAGUUUUUUUGGUAUUAAUAUUAAGAUCUUGUUUAUAUAGAAUUGAAAUAUCUUUAUAAUAUAUUAUCAUCAUUAUCAUCAUCAUCCUCAUUAUAUUAAAAUGAAUUUUGG
Molecule: messenger RNA, 1382 nt
Organism: Sclerotinia trifoliorum
Lineage: Eukaryota; Fungi; Ascomycota; Leotiomycetes; Helotiales; Sclerotiniaceae
Source: the annotation of a GenBank genome assembly